CGAGCGCGUGGCCGCCGACGAACAGGUGCGCGUGCGCUCGCCGCACACCACGCUCGUCGACGUCGUGGCGAGCGACGGGGGGUCAGCGGACGAGGCAGACGUGGUGGACCUGGCGGACAGCAUUGCCGACGGCGCCGACAGCGCGGCGGAGAGCGUGUACGGCCGCGCGUCGUCGGCGCCGGGCUCGCCGCUCGACCAGACGCUCGAGGUUUCGUCGGGAGAGCUGAGCGACGUUGCGCCCACGCUGGCGGAGUUGAGCGGCGUGAUGGACGCCCGCGGACCGAGCGACGACGCUCCCGGUCCGGCUGGGACGAGCGACGCCACGGGCGCGCUAGAUGGCGCCACCACGGAGCCCGCCGCCUGGGGGGAGGCGGAUGAGGGCGCGGAGGAGCCGCUGGCGGACGCGGGGAGGCAGGACCGGCCCGAAACGGCCUCCUCCCGCGCCAGCCGGCCGGACAGGGACGCACCCAGCUCCAGGGCUCACCGGCGGCCGCUCAGCGCCAACAGCCAGAUGGAGAACGCCGUCACGCCAGUGUACCUGGCGGCCCAGGAGGGCCACCUGGAGGUGCUGCGCUACCUGGUGGACGAGCAGGGCGGCUCGCUCACCCUGCCCGCCAAGGACGGCAUGGCUCCUGUCCACGCCAGCGCCCAGAUGGGCUGCCUCAGCUGCCUCAAGUGGAUGGUGCUGGAGAAGGACGUGGACGUGAACAUGCCCGCGGCCAACGCGCAUAUGGUGCGCUGGCUGCUGCGCCACGGCUCCAAAAUAGUGCUGGACAAGUACGGCAAGUCGCCGAUCAACGACGCCGCCGAGAACGAGCGGAUAGAGUGCCUGUCCCUGCUGGUGCAGCACGGCACUGAUCCGGACUACGACCUGGACGAGGACACGGACAGCGGCCGCCAGUCCAACACCAACUCGCACCCGUGCUGCUGUCGAGAGAAGACAUCGGCAGGCGACUCGUCGGGUCCGUCCAGCCCCCGCUCCACCGAAUCAGCGUCGUCGCACUACUACAGCGGCGGCAGCUCCAACGGCGAGCAUUCGCCGUUUUACCUGCACCGGCCGCUCUUCCACUCGCUGACGCUGGGCAGCGAGCAGCGCUCCGAGAAGAAGGCGCCGCGCCGCAGGAAGGAGGGCGAGAAGCAGAAGCUGAAGCGCGCGGCGCCGGCGCCGCCACCGGCCGCCGCCGGGCCGCCGCUGGUCGCUAUCUCGGCCAAUGAGCUGCAGAAGGUGCAGCUGCGCAAGACGGACAAGCUCACCAAGACGUACUCGGCGCCCGUCGGCUGUGCCACCGGCGCUCCAGCGGGCGGCGAUCUGGUGAACGUGCAGCGCAAGGAUGACCUGAUCGCCGAACUGAAGCGGAGCAAGGACAUGGACGGCGUGCGCAAGCUGCGGGAGGAGCGCGCCAAGUCUGCCGUCCAGAUCCUGCGCGAGGAGAGCAAGGAGCUCGUCAGGGAGUUCACCGCCGACGCCUUCUUGAGCGAGAUCCCCGAAGUGGACGCCACCGGAAACACGAUCCCGGCGUGGAAGCGCCAAAUGUUGGCGCGUAAGGCAGCGGAGCGCGCCAAAACCGCGGCCGAGGAGCAGCGUCUCAAGGACCUGGAAAAGCAGAAGAUCCAGUCACUGCCGCCGUGGAAGCGGCAGCUGAUCGCAAGGAAGGAGGAAGAGGACUCCAAACGGUCACACGGACCAUGACCUAUCGGCGCAUACCACGGUCGCUCCACGACAGGCAUGCGGAGGGUGCCGGUGGCGGCGCCGACUCCCGAGGAGAUGAUGCGCGGACGAGCGACCCCCGUGCCCAACCGGACUCUGCCGAGAUAGUGCCGGCUGUGCGGGGCCGGGGUCCGGACUCUGCCGAGACCGUGCCGGCUGUGCGGGGUCGGGGUCCGGACUCUGCCGAGACGGUGCCGGCUGAACAGCUUCGGAUCCGGAUCCGAGCUCUGCUGAGACUGUGCCGGCUGAAGAGCGCCAGAGUCGGACUCUGCCGAGACGGUGCCGGCUGAACAGCUCCGGAUCCGGAUCCGAGCUCUGCUGAGACCGUGCCGGCUGAAGAGUAUUAGAGCCGGACUCUGCUGAGACGGUGCCGGCUGAAGAGCGUCGGAUCCGGAUCCGAACUCCGCCGAGACAGUGCUGGCUGUACUGAGUCUGAGUCCGGGCUCUGCCGAGACUAUGACGGCCGCGUGGAGCCGGAAUCUGGACUCUUCCGGGACAGUGCCGUCUGUCCGGGACUGGAGACCGGACUCUGCCAAGGAAGUGCCGGCUGUUCAGGGCCGGAAUCCAGGCUCUGCCAAAACAACGCCGUUUUUAAAGGUCGGAAUCCGAGCUCUUUUAUCAUAGGCUGGCUGCCGUACCGCGCUUACAUAAGCCAGGAUCUUCUGUCGUUCAGACUC
Pollicipes pollicipes is the source of this 2385-nucleotide messenger RNA. RefSeq names its product espin. Bases 266 to 1690 code for a protein of 474 amino acids. Gene Ontology annotation, biological process: actin filament bundle assembly. The transcript is spliced from 12 exons. Gene Ontology annotation, cellular component: cytoplasm. The record is from RefSeq and is a predicted model, not a curated record. Gene Ontology annotation, molecular function: actin filament binding. NCBI's taxonomy places the organism in Eukaryota, Metazoa, Arthropoda, Thecostraca, Pollicipedomorpha, Pollicipedidae.